This is a messenger RNA of Hyphopichia burtonii NRRL Y-1933, 1887 nucleotides long. RefSeq names its product Hgt19p (gene HGT19). Bases 1 to 1887 code for a protein of 628 amino acids. Gene Ontology annotation, cellular component: membrane. The record is from RefSeq and is a predicted model, not a curated record. Gene Ontology annotation, molecular function: myo-inositol:proton symporter activity. Gene Ontology annotation, biological process: transmembrane transport. Lineage: Eukaryota; Fungi; Ascomycota; Pichiomycetes; Serinales; Debaryomycetaceae. The transcript has a single exon.
AUGACAUCACCUUCUUCGGUUGAAAAAUUGUCAUUUGAACAUGACGAUGCUCUUCUUAGUCAACCCACUAAACCGGUUGCAAAAGAUUUGGAAACUUCUUCUUUCUCCUCAGGCUCUUCAAAUAAUGAGGGUAAUAUCUUAACCCAGUAUUCCGAAGAACAAACUGAGCAAAUGGGUAAACUGUAUGCUGCCAAAUAUGGUUUGGACGUUGAUUUGUUUGGUAAAGCUGCUCUUUUGGCCCGUCUGCCCAAUUCUUUCAAUUCAAUGUCCUUUUUAUCUGAUGAACAGAAAUCAGCGUUAAAUAAAGAAAUUACUCAGAAAUGGUCCGUCCCCUUUGAGUUAGUUAAAGUGAUCUUUUUAAGUUCAAUGACCGCUGCCGUCCAAGGUAUGGACGAAACAGUCAUCAAUGGUGCCACCUUGUUCUACCCAGAAGUCAUGGGGGUUACUAAUAUGAAAAAUGCCGAUUUAAUAGAAGGUUUAAUCAAUGGUGCACCUUAUCUCUGUGCUUCUUGUAUCGCUUGCUGGUUAAGUGAUCUGUGGAAUAAAAAAUUAGGUAGAAGAUGGACCAUUUUUUGGGCUUGUUCAAUUAGUGCAAUCACUUGUAUUUGGCAAGCCUUGGUUAACUUGAAAUGGUACCAUUUGUUCUUAGCUAGAUUCUUUUUAGGUUUCGGGGUGGGUAUCAAUUCUGCCACCGUUCCUGCUUAUGCUGCCGAGGCUGCCCCUUCUACCAUUAGAGGUAGUUUGGUUAUGUUGUGGCAAUUCUUUACCGCAGUGGGUAUGAUGUUUGGUUACGUUUCUUCUUUGGCGUUCUACCACGUCGGUCACAAUGGUAUUAGUGGUGGGUUAAAUUGGAGAUUGAUGUUGGGUAGUGCUUGUAUUCCUGCUUUGAUCGUUAUGGUGCAAGCUCCUUUUGUUCCCGAAUCUCCUCGUUGGUUAAUGGGUAAAGAUCGCCAUUUAGAAUCUUUUAAUUCUCUUAAUUCUUUAAGAAAUGAUCCUAUUCUGGCUGCAAGAGAUACUUUCUACCAAUAUGUUUUGUUGAAAGAAGAAGGUUCCGUCACUAAUAUCCCAACCUAUAAAAGAUUAAUUGAAAUGUUUACCAUUCGUCGUAACAGAAAUGGUGCUUUAGGUGCUUGGAUCGUUAUGUUUAUGCAACAAUUCUGCGGUAUUAAUGCAAUCGCUUACUAUUCUUCUUCAAUCUUUAAACAAGCCCAUUUCUCUAAUGUUCAAGCAAUGUUGGCUUCUUGGGGGUUUGGGAUGUUAAAUUUCUUAUUUGCAAUCCCCGCCUUCUACACUAUUGAUACUUGGGGUAGAAGAAAAUUGUUAUUACUUACUUUCCCCUUGAUGUCUCUUUUCCUCUUCAUGGCUGGUUUUGGUUUCUUAUGUGAUGAUAAAGAUGGUAAAGUUGGUAUUGUUGCAACUGGUAUCUACUUAUUUACUUGUGUUUAUUCUUCAGGUGAAGGGCCAGUUCCUUUCACUUAUUCUGCUGAAGCUUUCCCUCUUUAUAUCCGUGACUUAGGUAUGGGUUUUGCCACUGCUACUUGUUGGUUCUUCAAUUUUAUUUUGGCAUUUACUUGGCCAAGAUUAGUAAACGCUUUCACUCCAACUGGGGCCUUUUGCUGGUACGCUGGUUGGAACGUUGUUGGUUUCUUCUUAGUUUUAUGGUUCUUACCAGAAACUAAAGGUUUAACUUUAGAAGAAUUGGAUGAAGUUUUCAGUAUUCCAACAAUGACCCACGCUAAAUGGCAAACCAAAGAAUUCAUCUUGGAUAUUAGAAGAGUUGUCUUCAAACAAGAUGUCAUUCCCCAAGAACCUUUAUACUCAAGCCAUAGAAUGGCUGUUACUAAUCCAAUUUGGAAUGAUAAAUCAGACUUCAAACAUGUGGAAUAA